Prosopis cineraria is the source of this 3048-nucleotide messenger RNA. RefSeq names its product phosphatidylinositol 4-phosphate 5-kinase 1-like. The transcript has 8 exons. Gene Ontology annotation, molecular function: 1-phosphatidylinositol-4-phosphate 5-kinase activity; ATP binding. Bases 264 to 2570 code for a protein of 768 amino acids. Gene Ontology annotation, biological process: phosphatidylinositol metabolic process. The record is from RefSeq and is a predicted model, not a curated record. Lineage: Eukaryota; Viridiplantae; Streptophyta; Magnoliopsida; Fabales; Fabaceae.
CUUCCUACCUGUGCUUGGGUCGUCCUGUAGGAUUCCCACCCAUUUUUCCCAAACGCCAAAGCAACCAGAAGAGAAGAGAAGGGAAGGGAAGGGAAGGGAAAAGUGAGGAAGAAACUUCUACUGAGAGACUUUAACGCUUGAGCUCUCCUCCCUCCGGCGAUGCGCUGACAGCCUUCAGGGGAUAGACAGCCAAUAUUCUGCAAUUUUACUCAUCGUGAUUGCCGGAAAUGCAUUGAUUUGGGAAGCUCAUUUAUCAACGCAAAAUGCUUGAAGCACUCGUGCGCGAUGAGCCCACUGACGAUCUUUCCAGCUCCAAGAAGGGUAAAUCAGAGGCCGAUAAGAUAAACAAGGACGGCCAGAAGCCAUCCCCGCCGGUUGUUGUGGUUGCCCGGAGUCGCUCCCAGGGGGGCACACGAAGAGUCACCCCUACCGGCAUAUCCAUCGCCUCUGAUUGCUCGACUUCCACAGUAGAGAAGCAUUUACCUAACGGCGAUUUUUACAUGGGCAGCUUUUCCGGCAAUGUUCCUCACGGAUCGGGGAAAUACUUGUGGACCGACGGGUGCAUGUACGAGGGGCAGUGGAAGAGAGGCAAAGCUGCUGGGAAAGGCAAAUUUUCUUGGCCCUCCGGAGCGACAUAUGAGGGCGAAUUUAAAGCGGGUCGGAUGGAAGGAUUCGGUACUUUCACCGGAUCCGAUGGCGACACUUACCGCGGCACCUGGAGUGCCGACCGGAAACAUGGGCACGGGCAGAAGCGCUACGCCAACGGCGAUUUCUAUGAAGGGUCGUGGAAGCGGAACCUUCAGGAUGGCCGGGGCCGGUAUGUAUGGAUUAACGGGAACGAGUAUGUUGGCGAGUGGAAGAACGGUGUAAUCUCUGGAAGAGGUGUGCUUGUUUGGGCGAAUGGCAAUCGGUAUGAAGGGCAAUGGGAGAACGGGGUUCCCAAAGGCCAAGGGAUUUUCACUUGGCCUGAUGGAAGCUGCUAUAUAGGUGACUGGAACAAGGAUAUGGAAAUACAGCAGUUGAAUGGCACUUUCUACCCUGGUUAUGGCAAAGAGAACUAUCUUAAGAGCAAUGGCCCAUUGACGGGUGAUAAUUUGACAAUAACGAUGAGGAAGAGGUCAUCCGUGGACGGUGCUAGAAGGAGUAUGACUGAGAAGAAUUUUCCGAGAAUUUGCAUAUGGGAAUCAGACGGAGAAGCGGGUGAUAUAACCUGUGAUAUAAUCGAUAAUGUGGAAGCAUCCAUGUUUUAUAGGGAUGGGAAGGGGUUGGAACGUGAUGACAUUAAACAGUUUCGGCGGAACUCUUGGUGUUGCUCCCGGGAGGUGAAAAGACCAGGGCAAACCAUAUUCAAGGGGCACAAGAAUUACGAUUUAAUGCUUAAUCUGCAAUUGGGCAUAAGAUACUCUGUUGGGAAGGAAGCUUCUAUAUCGCGAGAGCUUAAACCAAGUGAUUUCGAUCCGAAGGAGAAGUUCUGGACCAGGUUUCCUCCGGAAGGAUCCAAGAUUACCCCACCUCAUCAAUCAGUGGAGUUCCGGUGGAAAGAUUACUGCCCUAUGGUUUUUAGACAAUUGAGGAAGCUAUUCCAAGUGGAUCCUGGUGAUUACAUGUUAGCUAUAUGCGGGGACGAUGCCCUUAGGGAGCUUUCUUCUCCGGGGAAGAGUGGAAGCAUCUUCUACUUGACUCAGGACGACCGAUUCAUGAUAAAGACAGUGAGGAAAUCUGAAGUCAAGGUGCUUAUUCGGAUGCUUCGAAGUUAUUACCGACAUGUUUCUAAAUACGAUAAUUCACUGGUGACGAGGUUCUAUGGGGUACACUGUGUCAAACCAAUUGGAGGGCAAAAGACACGGUUCAUUGUGAUGGGAAAUCUUUUCUGCUCAGAAUAUCCAAUCCAUAGACGAUUUGACUUGAAAGGAUCUUCUCAUGGCCGAAUAACAGAUAAGCCUGAGAGGGAGAUUGACGAGACUACAACCUUGAAGGACCUUGAUCUCAAUUUUGUCUUUCGUCUGCAGCAAAAUUGGUACCAGGAUUUCAUCAAGCAAAUCGAGAGGGAUUGUGAGUUCUUGGAAUCUGAGGGUAUAAUGGAUUACAGUCUUCUGGUUGGCCUUCACUUUCGUGAUGAUAAUAAUUAUGACAAAAUGGGGCUGUCGCCAUAUGUUUUGCGCACAGGAAAUCGGGAUUCUUAUCAGAUUGAAAAGUUCAUGCGUGGGUAUCGCUUUCUUGAAGCUGAGCUUCAAGAUAGGGAUCGAGUUUUAUCCGGCCGGAAAUCGUUGAUUAGGUUAGGAGCCAAUAUGCCGGCAAGAGCUGAGCGAAUGGCUCGGAGGAGUGAUUUUGAUCAAUACACCAUGGGUGGUAUCAGUCAUCUGACCCCUUAUCGAUGCGGAGAGACGUAUGAUGUGGUCCUGUAUUUUGGGAUUAUUGACAUUUUGCAAGAUUAUGAUAUUAGCAAGAAGUUGGAGCGAGCUUACAAAUCCUUGCAGGUUGACUCGACUUCAAUCUCUGCAGUUGAUCCAAAGCUCUAUUCAAAGAGAUUCCGUGAUUUCGUGGGGAGAGUUUUCACAGAUGACAUGUAAUUUUGAGAUGGAAUGAUAGUCAUUCAGGUUUAAUCACCCGCUUAAUCGCAACAUCUUGGAAACAUAGUUUCAGCCUUGGAGGCCCUGGAUGGUGGUGGGGAGUGGGACUUACCAGCAUGACCAUUCGGUGAACGCGCCACUGCGAUAUCAUCAGGAAGCUUGCCGAGAAAUUAGGGUUGCUUGCGGCUGAAUUUUGAAUAUACAGCCGCAUGGUUUGGGCUGUUGGGGUUUAGAAGUUGUACAUGGAAAUUUGAUGGGGGGAUUUUUGUUUUUGUUAUUUUUUUUUUAAAUCAAGGAGGUGGGGAUUUAUGAAAUUUUUUGUGGUUAGAAAAGGGGAUAGGAUGAUGCGAGAUAGGUAGAAGGAGCAUAGUUCAAUGUUUCCUGGAUAUAAUAUCCAAAAUGCAUGGAUAGCCUAAAAUAAAGAAAUUGUACAGUUGGUAUAAUAUAUAAAUGAUGAUAGGCGAGAUAUAUUUAUAUA